Striga hermonthica is the source of this 1518-nucleotide messenger RNA. Lineage: Eukaryota; Viridiplantae; Streptophyta; Magnoliopsida; Lamiales; Orobanchaceae. The record is from the annotation of a GenBank genome assembly.
AUGCCAAUCCUUAUUCAUCAUCCCUCCAUUCGUAAUUUCUCUCUCUUUACUCAUUAUGUACCGUUCACCUCUCCGACACUAUCAUCUCCCCUCUUCGCCAUAGAUAAAGCUUCGACAUCCCAGACGAACUUUUGCAGAAACUUGCGUCUUUCUUCCACAUUAUCAAGAUUCAGAUGGUCCCGCGUUUCGUUUUGCGCCAAAUAUGGAUCUUUUGAGGAAGUUAAUGACACCCUUUUGCCCGAAACGGCUGGUUGUGAAGAAUCUGAGGAGCUUGCGCUAUCCCUUAAAAAGCCUUUUCCAAAACAAGUGGACAAUGGAAAGGCCGAGGAAAUAGAAGAAGAUGAAAAGGAUAAACGUGCCGAAGGUGAUAUUCUCGAGUCCUUUUAUAAGCUCUUCGGGCCAUCGCAGGACCAAAUGAACCAAAGCCAGGUUUCUGUUGCCGAGGAAACUGAAAAGGUCAAUUUGGAUUAUUAUGAACCAAAAGCAGGUGAUUUCGUGGUGGGCGUGGUGGUCUCGGGCAAUGAGAAUAAGCUUGAUGUCAAUGUUGGGGCAGAUUUACUGGGAACAAUGCUGACAAAAGAAGUGCUUCCCUUGUCUGAUAAGGAGAUAGAUUAUUUGUUGUGUGAUUUUGAAUCCGAUGCAGAGUUUUUAGUGCCCGGGAAGGUUGGAAUUGUGCAAAAUGACGAGGCAUUAAGUGGACAGCCAAUGCAAGGAAAGCUGGUUGUGGAGCCUGGGACUGUUCUUUUUGCCGAGGUUUAUGGGAGGACCUUAGGUGGGCGGCCUCUGCUGUCGGCAAGAAGGCUGUUUAGGCGAAUGGCUUGGCAUCGAGUGAGGCAGAUCAAGCAGUUGAAUGAGCCGAUUGAAGUUAUACUCACUGAGUGGAAUACUGGAGGUCUCCUUACAAGAAUAGAGGGGCUAAGGGCUUUUCUUCCAAAAGCUGAACUGAUGAAUAGAGUUAACAAUUACACUGAAAUGAAAGGGAACGUGGGACGGAGGAUACGUGUGCUUCUAAUUAGAGUAGAUGAAGAAACCAAAGACUUAGUACUCAGCGAGAAGGCGGCUUGGGAGAUGAUGAAUCUUGAACAUGGAACUCUUCUUGAAGGUACUGUCAAGACAGUGUUCCCAUAUGGAGCCCAGAUAAAGAUAGGUGAUACUAAUAGGAGCGGGUUGUUGCAUAUUACAAAAAUAACCAAAGGGAAAGUUACUUCGGUCAGUGACUUACUGAAAGUUGAUGAAAAGGUUAAAGUUCUGGUAGUGCCGUCUACAAUUCCUGAUAAAAUUUGUCUAAGUAUUGCGGAUUUGGAAAGUGAGCCUGGUUUAUUUUUGUCCGACAAAGAGAAAGUAUUUUCUGAAGCUAAAGAGAUGGCAAAGAAAUAUAGGCAGAAGAUGUCGGUUAUUUCUGCAAAAAGAAAUUUAGAGGCACUUCCCACGAAUGGCUUGCCUUUUGGAGACGAGGAAAGUUUGUACGCCAACUGGAGAUGGUUUAAGUUCGAAAGAGACGGUGAAAUAAAUACAUGA